AUGGCAUCAAGCCUUUAUUUCAUUGUGGUCCUCUGUGGACUGUGGAUCGCAGCAAAUGCACAGUGUCAAGAUGACUGUGAGCCCUGUAAGGGAUGCCCUUCUGGUUGGACGAAGUUUGAAGACAAAUGUUACCUGUUCACCAACUCCCCAAAGACCUGGACUGAAGCAGAGACUACCUGCCUCGACCAAGGUGCGAAUCUGGCAUCUUUCCGUAAUGAAGCCAUCUACAAUUUCAUCAGACAGAUAGUGAAAACAGCUACUAACAAGGAUGAGCGAGUUUGGGUUGGAGCACAUGACACAACAAACGAGGGAGUGUGGCUUUGGAGUGAUGGCUCCGUGUUUGCCUUCACAGGCUGGGGCGCUAACCAACCUGACAAUGCCGGCGCCAAGGAACACUGCAUGGAGUUGAACUACAACGGUGCAACCAACGAUGUACCUUGCAAUUUGAAGAGAGGUUUUGUUUGUGGCAUGCCUGAGCAGGAUGUCACAUCCUAAGACAUGAUGUCACAUCCUAAGACAUGAUGUCACUUCUAC
Messenger RNA from Centropristis striata (black sea bass), 534 nucleotides. Its product is annotated as galactose-specific lectin nattectin-like. The transcript is spliced from 6 exons. Bases 1 to 495 code for a protein of 164 amino acids. Gene Ontology annotation, molecular function: signaling receptor activity. Lineage: Eukaryota; Metazoa; Chordata; Actinopteri; Perciformes; Serranidae. The record is from RefSeq and is a predicted model, not a curated record.